This is a messenger RNA of Peromyscus maniculatus bairdii (prairie deer mouse), 3064 nucleotides long. NCBI's taxonomy places the organism in Eukaryota, Metazoa, Chordata, Mammalia, Rodentia, Cricetidae. The record is from RefSeq and is a predicted model, not a curated record.
UUCGUGCUACAGGGGUUGUUGGACGCCGUGGGCUUCAGAGCAGAAAUAAGAGAAAAGUAAAGGAAUGAGGGUGGGGGGAGCCACAUGUACAAAAUUACAAGCAGUUCAUUAGUUCUCAUUGUAACUCUUCCCUGAGUAUUGCCAACAAUCCACAGGAUGAGUAUAGCGGCCCCUCAGUGGUAUGUCCUGCUUCUAGCCUGACAGUAUGUCACUCGCAUAUCAGAGGCAUUCUCCUUUGGGAUUCAUCUCAGCUUUUCCAUGUUGGCCUCUUGCCCACAACUCCAUUUGGGAAAAAAAAAUAAGAAGCUCUCCUACUAAAACAAUUGAAAAUCACUCUUUUUCAUGAAAGAUGCAGAGGUUCUAAAGACCAGGAGUUAAGCAACAAGAGUUCUGUAUACCAGCCUGUUCUCUGGGGUGGUGGGGUAGGGGGAGUAUCUAAAAAGGACAACUUGUGAUUGGUAUGCCGUUCCUUUAGGGACAAAGGACAGCAGCGGGUAUAACCAUCGCAGGUUGAUCAUUAGACUAAAUAAAUAUUUCUGUGAUCUUCAGAAAGACCCCUGUGGCACUGAAGACCCUCUAGAAGUCCCUCCCUUUGUGUAUUUUAAGCUUCUUAUACACAGGUCUAUGGACUUGAACACACUUAAAGAUGGCCAAAUGCAAAUUCCCCCAGACCAGAUGCUGGGGCAAAGUUCCAUGUCCGAGUGAACUAAGGAAGUGCUGGGGAAAUGCUGCUCUGCCUGUGUAGAUUAUAACUCCCAAGUUUGUCCCCACAAGAACAAGGAAGCCGUGCUUUCAAGACCUUGGCCAAGGAGUCCUUGGUCCAGAACUGUGCUGGGAUUUACAGCUUGGCAUUUACAGCCUUCAGCAAAAGAAGCAAGGAAGCCCCAGAAGCUGUUAGGGUAUCCCCAGAUAAAACAUGGGGUGCAGGACCUUUUAUAUAUAGGCAUACAAGCCAUGCUACAGAUAUAGAAAUGGUAAAAAGAAUCUAUAGGUCUGAGUGAAUUACUCACCAAGCUCACCUUGGUCUUAAAUCUUCUCCAAGUUCCUGUGCCCCCUCUGAGUGCACAAGCACGCCAUGUUCUUUAUUCUUUAGUGCACAUGGUGGGAAGAAGUACGUGUAAGAGGCUUCAUGUGAAUCAUGGUAUAUAUUUUAAACUUUAUUUCGUUUUUGUUUUCAUUAUGAUUGUCUGUCUUUCAGCAAGUGCCUCUACCCACAGAGCCAUCUCACCAGCCCCAUGCCUUCUUAAAUAUACUUUUGUCAUUUUAGUUUGAUUGGUGAAAUGUCCAUCUAGCACCGGGCUUGGACUUAAUCAUUUUGGAAGAGGGGACCAUGGACAUCAAAGCAUACUUUGAAAGAAUUGGUUAUCAGAACUCCAGGAACAAACUGGACUUACAAACAUUAACUGAAAUCCUUCAGCACCAGAUACAAGCUAUUCCCUUUGAGAACUUGAACAUCCAUUGUGGGGAAUCCAUGGAGCUGAACUUAGAGACCAUCUUUGAUCAAAUUGUGAGGAAGAAGAGGGGUGGGUGGUGUCUCCAGGUUAAUCAUCUCCUGUACUGGGCUCUGACCAAAAUGGGUUUUGAAACCACAAUGUUGGGAGGAUAUGUCUUUAACACUCCAGCUAAUAAGUACAGCAGUGGUAUGAUUCACCUUCUAGUACAGGUGACCAUCGGUGACAAGGACUACAUUGUUGAUGCUGGGUUUGGACGUUCCUACCAGAUGUGGGAGCCUCUGGAAUUAGCAUCAGGGAAGGAUCAACCUCAGGUGCCUGCCAUUUUUCGCCUGACAGAAGAAAAUGGAACCUGGUACUUGGACCAAAUCAGAAGAGAGCAGUAUGUCCCAAACCAAGAAUUUGUUAACUCAGAUCUCCUUGAGAAAAACAAAUACAGAAAAAUCUAUUCUUUUACUCUUGAACCCCGCACUAUUGAGGACUUUGAGUCCAUGAAUACCUACCUUCAGACAUCGCCAGCAUCUGUGUUUACAAGCAAAUCAUUUUGUUCCUUGCAAACCCCAGAAGGGGUUCACUGUUUGGUGGGUUCCACCCUCACUUAUAGGAGAUUCAGUUAUAAGGACAAUGUAGAUCUUGUCGAAUUUAAGAGUCUGGAGGAGGAAGAAAUAGAAGACAUACUGAAAACUAUAUUUGGUGUUUCUUUAGAGAGAAAACUUGUGCCCAGGCAUGGUGAUAAAUUUUUUACUAUUUAGAAUAAGCAGCAGUACAAGUUUUCAGUGUCCCUCCAUGUACUUGGACUUUUUAUGAUAAAUUUUCAAGCAGAUGUAUAGUAUAUGUAAUUGUAUGAGCCUUUUUGCAUUCAUACCCUAGCUUACCAGUUACUGGUAACUAGUAAUUUGUUGUAUCCUCUCUACUCCUAUAUUUUAAAUAGCAAUAAUUGCAUCUUGGAUAAACCUCAUUGGCUAUGAUACUGCCACUGUGCAAAGCUCUACUCCUGUAUUUUAAUAAAAGAAAACUAGACAUUUCAUUCAUAAAAUAUCAGCAUUUCUGGUUAUAUGGCUUUUGAAUGAAACAUAGCUAGAAAUCAGCCAUUCAAAGAGUACUUUACUGAUUACAUGGACACACUGGUGACCAUGCGAUGUGUACAAGAAAACACCCAACACUGGCUUACUGCUAAAUUCACAUGGAAUUUGUGGUAAUAGUUGAAUAAAAGAAAUAGUGAGAAAAACAUUCCCAUUAAAUUCAACCAGCAUGAAUCCAAUAUCUAAUUUUUAUGAGAUAUUAUCUGUAUAAUUCAGGAUUUGUAUGUAGCAAAGAAGAAUGAAAACUAAUGUUGGUUCCCAAUAACUAUAUAGUCUUCAGUAUCUGACUUAUCCCAACACCUAGGGAGAUGUGAUUAGGACCAAAGAGAACCAGUCACACAGCUAAUGAUUUCCUUCUGUGUUGUUUUUGUAUCCAGUUCUUUUUAUACUCUUCUUACUGUGGGAACAAACACCAGUAUUUAGAAAUGUGAGCUUCUGUAUUUUAAAAAUGUAAGUCUAAAAUAAUAUAAAUGAUGAACUAUCUAUGUCAAACAUUUCAAAGAGGUAUAUUAAAACACGUUGACUAAUGUA